Molecule: messenger RNA, 3472 nt
Organism: Exaiptasia diaphana
Lineage: Eukaryota; Metazoa; Cnidaria; Anthozoa; Actiniaria; Aiptasiidae
Product: phosphatidate phosphatase LPIN3
Exons: 26
Coding region: 118-3045 (975 amino acids)
Biological process (GO): positive regulation of transcription by RNA polymerase II; fatty acid catabolic process; cellular response to insulin stimulus
Cellular component (GO): nucleus
Molecular function (GO): phosphatidate phosphatase activity; transcription coactivator activity
Source: RefSeq, a predicted model, not a curated record
AUGGCGAGGACGGGGCUGCAACAGUAUGCUCCGUAAAAGGAGUAAAUUUAGCAAGAUAUUAGUGAUGUAGCUUAGGGCUUACUACAAAAUAUUGAAGAAGACUCAUUGCUUAACAAGAUGAACUAUUUUAAAGGCUUAGUUUCAAAUGUUCGUGGGUUUUACAGUGAAAUCAAUUCAGCCACUUUAACUGGUGCCAUCGAUGUAGUCGUAAUUCGCCAAGAAGACGGUAGUUUCUCUGCUUCGCCUUUUCAUGUUCGCUUUGGCAAGCUUGGAGUUCUACGAAGCAGAGAGAAGAUAGUUGAUAUACUAAUAAAUGGAGAACCAGUUGAUUUACAAAUGAAACUUGGUGAAGCUGGCGAAGCAUUCUUUGUUGAAGAAGUAGAGGAACCAUCUGAAGUCCCUAGUGAAUUAUCCACCACACCAAUACCGCCAUCAUUAAGCCUCGCUGCUACCAUUAGUGAAACUAAGGAGGAAUUAAUCAAUGAAGACAUUGAAAAUGGAUGUGAAACCCCAACACCCAUAGAAAAAGAUGAAAUAAAUACCUCAAAUACUUCAGAAACAACCUUUACUGAAAACCCUAACCUAGAAAAUAUAGUAAUACAUCAAGAGAGCAAGGAAGAUGAUAGCAAUGAAGAUAAAAGUCAACCAGUAAAACAAGAUUCAAAUCAAUUACUAGAUAAAGAUACAUCUAAGAAUAGCCAGAAUGAACAUGAAAAACAAACUAAUGAAGACAAUUCAAGGACAAUUACAGACGAUACUAUAUCAAUAGACGUCAAAGAAACUGAACUACUGCAAGAUAAUCAAAAUAAAGAAGACUUUUCAGAUGACCUUAGUUUUGAUUUAGAACAAGAAAGAGAGGACACAAAAGAUGUUAAGAUUGAUAUUCCUGAUGUUGAUGGUAAAGCAAGAAAGGAUUCAAUUGAAAAUAGUUUAGACAAUGUGUCACAGGAAGAAGAUGUCAGCCAUUCUUUCUCCCAAAGUAUUCCUAUCCCAGGACGACAAGUAGAAACAUAUUCUGAAUCUCAUAGUUGGAUACCAAGCAGCUCUGCAUCAUUAGUCAAAGAAGAGAGAUUCAAAAUUGAUCACCUGUAUCCAUUAUCAGAUCUUGACUCACCAAUAGGCUCACCACCAAGUAAUAGUGACGUUGAGACGAUGGAGCCAUUCAACCCACAGCAUUGUCUGAGUGAUACUGAGGCUGAAAUUCAGCAGAGUCAAGAUAGCAUGAAUGUGAUUAGCCAAGUUACUUGGGACUGGGGAAAACUACCGCAGGGUCGUGAAGGUGUCUACAAACAUGAGAGAAACUCAAUCAGUAUGAAGCGAGAGGACGGUAGCCAUGGUUAUAGAAGCAAAAGAAAAGAGCAUAAAACGAUCAAAGAAGAAGGAAUAUACUUGGAUGAUCUGACAACCAUUGACCAGGAAGUCGCAGCUUUGUACUUAAAUCAAGCACUGUCAAAGGAUGUCAGGAAAGCUCCUCAAUCACCAACCACUGAGGACAUGGAAUCUGGGAUUGGACAAUCAUUACCAUCUUCUCCUACAUCAGAAUUAGCAAAUACUACAAAUGGACCUGAAACCUACAGUAACCUAGCAAUAUCACUCUGUGGUGACCUCAAAAGUGGAAAAGUUCCUUUAGAAAGCUUUAUUAAUAGUCAAGUAACGUUUGAAGAUCUUUCAUCAAAUCCUGCUCUUCUAAGUGACCCAAAGCUAGUAAUAAGGAUUAAUGAUAGGUAUUAUAACUGGCAGAUUGCAGCUCCAAUGUUAGUGUCUUAUCUGGUAUUUCAAAGACCAUUAAAACAGGAUGCAGUUAAGUCAUUGAUAAAACAGCACAUGCCAAAAAAGGAGAAGAGAAGAGGUUAUUACUGGUUUUCAUGGAGACAGAAUGAAGAACAGAGCUCAGAUGAAGACGACUUUGAACCAAACAAAGAGAAAUUCCGUUCAAGAGUUCAUUCUGGUUCAAGAAAACAACUGACAACAACACCAGACCCAUACCAAGACAAACAAACAUCACAGCAAACUGAACAGCUCCAAACUGAACAACCACAAACUGAACAGCUACAAACUGAACAACUACAAUCUGAAAGUGAAGUGAAGGGACAAAAUGAAGGAAUGGAAGAACAAAUGAGUGAACAGGAAYUAAUGAGAUCUCAAGCACAACGGCUCAGAAAUAUAUCAGAAUGCACAAGUGGGAAUGAGUCUGAUGUGGGAUACAAGAAAACAACUAGACUGACUUCAGAACAGUUGGCUAAACUGAAACUCAAUGAUGGAGCUAACAGUGUCCAYUUUUCUGUAACAACAAAAUAUCAGGGCACAGCUGAAUGCCAAGCUACUAUAUACUUAUGGAACUAUGACGAUAGGAUUGUUAUAUCUGAUAUUGAUGGAACUAUUACCAAGUCUGAUGUGCUUGGACAGAUUCUGCCUGUAGUAGGACAAGCAUGGGCCCAGUCUGGAGUGGCUCAUUUUUUUAGUUCAAUAGAAAAGAAUGGCUACAAAUUAUUAUAUUUAUCAGCUAGAGCUAUUGGCCAGGCUCAGAUUACUAGAGAUUAUUUAAAGAGUGUCAAACAAGAUCAGAUAACGUUACCUGAUGGACCACUUUUACUCUCACCAGCCUCUCUUAUUAAAGCCUUUCAUAGGGAAGUAAUUGAAAAGAAACCAGAGGAAUUCAAAAUAGCAGCUUUAAGAGACAUUCUAAGUUUAUUCCCAACAACCAAGAAACCAUUCCAUAGUGGAUUUGGCAAUAAAAUUAAUGAUGUGUAUUCUUACAGAGCAGUUGGAGUUUCAUUAUCUAGAAUAUUUACUAUCAAUCAUAAGGGAGAAGUACGGAAUGAACUAACAACAACCUUUCAGUCUUCAUACCUUGACCUUCAAAACCUUGUUGACCAAAUGUUUCCACCRUACAAGAAAGAAGUGUCCAUGAAGUCAUCUGGGCUUGUAGCACCUGACGAAUUUAGUUCCUUUACCUACUGGAGAAAUCCCCUGCCAGAAGUGGACCUAGAAGGUCUGGAUGUAGAAGAAGAACCUGAUGAUAUUCCAGUAACAUUUACUGGUUAGAUGUCAAUAUAGUAGAAAUUGUAUKAUAUGAAUGCAUARAGAAGAMAACCCAGCAUUGCAUUGAAGACUUCAAGCUUCUUGCUAGAUUUUAGGAUAUUAGAACAACAUUAUGGCUUGAAGUCAUUUGUUAUGAAUCUCACAAAUCUGAUUUAAAACUAGCAAUGUUAGUAGGAGUGAACACAUUUGCAGGAUCAAGUCAUUUUACUUUAACUGACAGAAUGCUCARCAUAUUUUCUAAGAUUUUUAUUUCAUAUGAUAUUAGGACUGYUUAAUAAUAAUUGAUGAACUAUGCUAAUCACUCUCUGCAAAUCAUGUAUAGAUGCACAACGCAGGCACUUKUAUUGUGUGUGAAUAAGUUUAGUGUGAUGACAGUUGCAGGAGAGAUAGCGUGCACUAGUGUGCUCAAUAAAGAGUCUUAUGAUYGCUA